Molecule: messenger RNA, 1347 nt
Organism: Alternaria ethzedia
Lineage: Eukaryota; Fungi; Ascomycota; Dothideomycetes; Pleosporales; Pleosporaceae
Exons: 4
Coding region: 1-1347 (448 amino acids)
Cellular component (GO): cytoplasm
Molecular function (GO): phosphatase activity
Source: RefSeq, a predicted model, not a curated record
AUGAGUACUACAGAUCACACUUCCACGGUCCCUGUCCUGGCAGAGCCGGCGUUGGACUACCACUUCAAGUACACGGUGCAAAAGGGCGUUUUCAUGCAGAGCGAAGAUGAGACUGAUGACAAGAGUUUCGACUUCAAGAAACAAAACUUUGGUCUGAUCGACCGUUCCUACCCAGGAGAAGAUAAAAGCGAAGAAAAGCAAUGGAAUCGUCUCGAGAAAUACGUGGCUAGUCUGGAAGCCACGAAGAAAGAGGGUGAGAGUUACAAAGUACUCUUUCUGGGCCGUCAUGGUCAGGGUUGGCAUAACGUUGCAGAGACAAAGUAUGGGACAAAAGCUUGGGAUUGCUACUACGCCGCCCUCGACGGCUACGACGGCAUAACCUGGGCGGACGCAAACCUCACCACUGUAGGCCAAGACCAAGCUCUCGCUGUGAACAAGCUAUGGGCCGAACAACUGCCUCUCGGCAUCCCACCCCCACAAACCUACUACGUCUCGCCCUUGACCCGCACAAUCGAAACAGCAAACCUGAGUUUCAAGUCUCUUCCUCUUCCCGAGUCACGCCCUUACAAACCCUUCAUCAAAGAGCUCGUCCGCGAAGCCCUCGGCGUACACACAUGUGACCGUCGCAGUACAGCCUCGCACAUCAAAGCCACCUUCACGGAUCCACCUCUCACUUUUGAACCCGGGUUCUCAAACGAAGAUCUACUCUGGGAAGCUGGAUACCGUGAACCGAGGUCUGCAAGACGGUACCGCCUAGCCACGUUUCUGGAUGAUGUUUUCGCCACCGACGACAAUGUGUGGUUGAGUUUCACCAGUCAUUCGGGAGCGAUUGGCAGUAUGCUGGAGGUGCUUGGGCAUAGGGCGUUUGCGCUUGAGACGGGCGGUGUUAUACCAGUUUUCGUCAAGGCGGAGAGGGUGGAGGGAAAGAGGGAGGUUCCGCCUAAGGAACCUAGUGCUUCGCCGCCGUUGUGUAAUGCACAAAUAUUAGCGAAAGCGCAUAAAGAACACAGUCUGCUCUCACAUCCCCGUCUCAUCGAUUACCAUCUACCGAUUCCUCAGCAGCAGAAAAUGUCCACCCCUCCGCCCAUCGAACGAGACCUCUCUUGGAGUUUCGAUCAACUCAAGAAGAAAUACGACAUCCUCUGGAACGCGUACUCUGAUCAUCACGUGCCGCUUGGUGAUAGGAGUGAAGAGGAUAAGAAGAGGAUUGCCGAGCUUGAGACUUUGGUAGAGGAUUUCAAGAAGAAGGACGAGGCCAAGCUUGAGGAGCAGAAGAAGAGCGAGGCGCGGAACAAGGCAUCGAUUGAGUCGCAGAAACCAUACGAAGGAGACCCACACAAUCUCUAG